Meriones unguiculatus (Mongolian gerbil) is the source of this 7983-nucleotide messenger RNA. It is a transcript of the gene Dennd1b, whose product is annotated as DENN domain containing 1B. Bases 148 to 2487 code for a protein of 779 amino acids. The transcript is spliced from 23 exons. Gene Ontology annotation, molecular function: guanyl-nucleotide exchange factor activity; phosphatidylinositol phosphate binding. Gene Ontology annotation, cellular component: intracellular membrane-bounded organelle; cytosol; nuclear speck. The record is from RefSeq and is a predicted model, not a curated record. Gene Ontology annotation, biological process: endocytic recycling; T cell receptor signaling pathway; endocytosis. Lineage: Eukaryota; Metazoa; Chordata; Mammalia; Rodentia; Muridae.
GGAACCGAGAGGCGGGGGCGGGGGCGGCGUCGCCGCGGUGUUGUCCCCGCGAGGCCGCGGACCGGCCGCCGCUCUGAGCAGCGCGUCCCGGGCGGCGUGCUGGGGUGCGGGCGCGGGGCGACGGCGGCCCCGCAGCGACAUGUGACCAUGGACCGCAGGACCAGGGAAAAUCCAGAAAGAACUUUUGACUUGGUGUUGAAAGUGAAAUGUCAGGCCUCUGAAGAUGAAGAUCCGGUGGUAUUGUGGAAAUUCCCAGAGGACUUUGGAGACCAGGAAGUUCUGCAGAGCGUGCCCAAGUUCUGUUUUCCCUUUGACGUGGAAAGGGCGUCUCAGAAUCAAGUUGGACAGCACUUUACCUUCGUUCUGACAGAUAUUGAAAGUAAGCAGAGGUUUGGGUUCUGCAGACUCACAUCAGGAGGCAGAAUCUGUUUAUGUAUUCUUAGUUACUUGCCAUGGUUUGAAGUAUAUUAUAAGCUUCUAAAUACUUUGGCAGAUUACUUGGCCAAGGAACUGGAAGAUGAUUUGAAUGAAACUCUUAAAUCACUCUAUAAUCACCCUGUACCAAGUGCAAACACUCCUGUCAACUUGAGUGUGAACCAAGAGCUAUUUAUUGCCAGUGAGCAAGUUCUGAAAGAUGAGCCCUCACUAAUGCCGCACUCCUGUUUUAUCGCCCCUGACGUAACAGGACUCCCAACCAUACCGGAGAGUAGAAACCUGACGGAGUACUUUGUUGCUGUGGACGUGAACAACAUGCUGCGCUUGUACGCCAGCAUGCUGCAUGAGCGGCGCAUCGUUGUCACCUCGAGCAAAUUAAGCACUUUAACUGCCUGUCUCCAUGGAUCGGCUGCUCUGCUCUACCCGAUGCACUGGCAGCACAUAUACAUCCCCGUGCUUCCUCCGCACCUGCUGGACUACUGCUGUGCCCCAAUGCCAUACCUGAUUGGAAUACACUCCAGUCUCAUGGAGAGAGUGAAAAAUAAAUCAUUGGAAGAUGUGGUUGUGUUAAAUGUUGACACAAACACUUUAGAAUCACCAUUUAAUGACUUGAGCAACCUGCCCAGUGAUGUGGUCUCGGCCUUGAAAAAUAAGCUGAAGAAGCAGUCCACAGCUACGGGAGAUGGAGUGGCUCGGGCCUUCCUGAGGGCGCAGGCGGCUUUGUUUGGAUCCUACAGAGAUGCUCUAAGAUACAAGCCUGGUGAGCCCAUCACCUUCUGUGAGGAGAGCUUUAUAAAGCCCCGCUCCAGUGUAAUGAAGCAGUUCCUGGAGACGGCAGUUAACCUGCAGCUGUUUAAACAGUUUAUUGACGGUCGACUGGCAAAGCUUAAUGCAGGAAGGGGCUUCUCAGAUAUAUUCGAAGAAGAAAUCACUGCUGGCGGCUUUUGUGGAGGGAGCCCGCGGUCAUAUCAGCAGUGGAUGCAUACGGUCAAGAAAGGAAGCGCACUGUUCAACACAGCCGUGACCAAAGCAACUCCUGCUGUGAGAACUGCAUACAAAUUUGCAAAGAGUCAUGCCAGACUGGGAAUAAAAGAAGUCAAGAGCAGGCUGAAACACAAGGACAAUGAGGAAGAUCAUGGGACCUGUUCUGGCUUGGUACAGUACACACCAGUUUAUACCUUACACAAUGAAAAGGGAGACGACAGAGAGAAGCAUAAGCUUUCCCAGGCACACUUGAAACGGCCUCAUAAGAGCCUUGAUGGUGCCCUGUCUGACGAUGACAUUGAACGAGCAAGUAGGGUGUCUUCUGAAGACGGUGAAGAAACGCCUGCUUAUUUCUACGAAAGUGACGACUCCGGUGAGGCAAGGGUGAAGGCUCCUUACUCAGGUGAGAUGGACUUGCUGGGCGAGAUCCUGGACACGCUGAGCACGCACAGCUCCGACCAAGGAAAGCUGGCAGCUGCAAAAAGCCUGGACUUCUUCAGAUCCAUGGAUGACAUUGAUUACAAACCAACGAACAAGUCCAAUGCUCCCAGCGAGAACAACCUGGCUGUGCUGUGUGUGCCUGGUGACCAGGGAGAGUGGAAUCUGGGGCAGGAUGACAGUGCCCUCCAUGGCAAGCACCUCCCUCCGUCCCCCAGGAAGCGCGGUUCCUCCAGUGGAUUGACAGAUUCUCUGUUUAUCCUGAGAGAGGAGAAUAGUGACAAGCCCUUCUGUGCUGACAGCAUGAGUGGCCCCACUGUGGUGGGAAAGCCUGCUUCUACUUCAAGAUUGAGCUUCCAGCCAGCUUCCCCCGAAGCUUCCCAAGGGGAUCCAGGAAAACAUGAAGGGAAGGCAACACUAAAUCAGGCUUCUUCAGAGGAUCUGCGGGUACCUGACCCUGGCAGCCGCCAGUCUACUUUUGUUCCCUGGGAGAAAGCCCAGAAAGAAGAGAAGGAGCCUUCAGAAGAUGUUGGACUCCUCCAAGAAGUAGUGUCAUUGUGUCACAUGUCAUGUGAUUUCCAGCAAGGUUUAACCAUUUCAGAAGAAAGCAGAAGUGAAAACCAAACUUAAGGUACCAGUAAAGAGUCAGCCACUUACCUCUUGGCUUCUCCAGAGACAUGUGGAGUUGUCCUCUGUGAUACAUGCAGUAAACAGAAUCACCGAUAGGAAUGACAGCUCUUGCUACUAUUUAAUUGUGUCCUUUGGAACGUUUCCCUCUCUGUCCAUCUCAUGGAUCUGUAGUAUCCACUGGCUUUCCAGCGUAAAAUGAAUCUACUGUUAAAUCAGGUACUAAUCUGUAUAUAGGCAGAAAGUGUAUUUUGAACAUAAGCUUCCCCAGUAUUUGGUGCUUAAUGCCAUUCAUUUUAUUUAAACUAAGUGUGCAUAUGUAACCCCUACCUAUAACCAAUAGUUGCUGUACCAAUCAGGUUGAGCAUGAACUGAUCAAGAUGUCAAAAACUGAUCAAAAAUAGCCUGAAACAGAUGAAACUGUUAACCCACUAAUUGCCUUAAUCUUCCGAUUAUGUUAAGCAUACAAACAAUGUGUGAUGCUACUCAUGAAGCUUGAGAGAGGAGUUGUCUUGUCCUGCAGAGCAAUAAUGCCUUUUUCUAUCAUGAAUUAAGCUCACCAUUUUUUCAAGUUUAAAAGUGCGCUAGUGGAACUAAUUUGCUUUCUAUAAAGACAUACAGCCAUAUUUCCCAAACAAUGUAAAUGUGUAUAUUUACCUUUCUCUCAGUGAAAUACAUGAAGUGCUGGGUUACAAUGUGAAGUUAAAAAGCUUCUACUUAACAAAAAAGCCAGUCAGACAAUGUUUGGUCUCUGCAUGCAUGUGGCUGUGGCCCGCUUCAAGGAAGCUGAAUGCCCUGCAGAGGCCAGAUAGGCAGUUGUCCUGUUCUUCUCUUAUCGGAUUUGCUGUAAAGAUGCUGAUAGCCUUACCUUGUAUUUGCUUUUUAAAAUAAUCAUCGUUGUGUUUUAAAUGCGCUAGAUUUAUAGAAAAUGCAAAGGUGGUACUGAGUUCCAUCGUCCCUGGCCCUGGCUUCUGCUACUGUUAGUACUUUAUGUUAGUAUGCUGCAUUUGCCACAGUGUUGAUACCCUGCAUGGUAUUCAGAGCUCCGGCUUUGCCCUGAUGCCCCUUUCUAUCCCAUUAUCCCCUCAGGGUUCUAGAUUACACUCUGUUGUCAUGUCUGCUGAUGUUCCACUUCACCCUGCCACUUCAUUUUCUUGGAUUUGAUAACUUUGAAGUUUUUAGGAAUAUUGAUGAGAUGUUGAGUAGCCAGCUCCUAGAAUUUGCCUGGCAUUUUCCUCAUUAUUACACUGGGUUAUAGGUUUGAGGGAGAUCACAGAGGUAGAGUGCCAUGUUCAGGGUCUUAAGGGUGUGCUGCAGGCAGGCUCCAUGUUGUGCUGACUUUGAACACCUACUGGUUUCCUCCACUAUAAACUUGUUUCCCCCACACAUUCUGUUCUGUUGCAGCUAGGAGGAAGGGCGGGGUGGAGAAGGGAAGCAAGGAAGGGCAGGCACAGUAAAAUUAUUUAAGGCAGAGGAGUAUCAGAAUAAAUCCUCUGUAAUUAUGUAUGGUGUCUGCCUCCCUCACAGUCACUGUUUAGCUCUAGAACACAUCUGAAAAGACGUGCACAUCACUCAUCUCGGACUGGAGUUAUGAAGAUAGUUUAUUUGUACUCUCUGUGUCUCUGUUCUAUACAGCCCCAGACAUUAUAAUUGCUCUUCAAAAAUUGGCUUUUUUAAACAACAACAACAAAAUGUUUGUAAAACCAUUUAAGAACCCCAAUAAGGCCGUAUAAUUUUACCUAGAAUUUUAGGAGAUUUGUUUAACAUAGUGCUCAAAAUAUUUAUGCAGUUCGUUUUUUAAAAUUGCAUUCCAACAUAUACAUAGGAGGUGCAACUUGAGGUAAUUAUUCCCGUAUUUGUAUUGGAAGACAGAGCUUGUCCUUAGGAGAAUGAGCUCUUCAUAGAAAGAUAUAUUUAAUCCUAUUUUUACACAAUAAUAAUAUUGAAGGUUAUGAGAUUUUGCCUGUCUGUGUGUCCUUCAUCAAUCUCAGUUUACUGAAAUAAAGACAGGAAAGCCAUGUAUCAGAAGAGCUGAUUUUAGCGGGACGAGGAAAAGUCAGUGUGGUGGUUACACCGCUGAGCAAGCAUGCCCACACGAUUGCUGGACAGAAUGUAGAGCCUCUAAUGCGAAUUCUCAAGUGAGGUUUCUGUUUUCACUUCAGAAUUCAUUGUCUAAAGAAUUACAAGAAUGAGAGCAUCCUGAAUGCAGCAUAGAACACUGGCUUCCAGUCCGCUUCCUGAUAAACCCAUGGCCACAGAUUCACAGUUGCCUAUUUUGAGUCAACUUGUGACAUGCUCCACUGUAACACUGGACUAUGUGAAAACAUUUAUCCACUCACAAAUAAUGUCUUAAGCCACUUACGUGCUCUGUGCCUUACUUUAACAAGCAAAAACAGCCACUCUAUGUUAAAAAGAAAAAACAAAGUUGAAUACAUUAUUCUUGAAAAAUGUCCAGAGAACUGGAAGCAAGUGAUGGGGCUUUACGCCAUUAAAACCUUGUGUGUUUGAAGUCGGCUUUUAAAUGUGGCUUCCCAGUAUUAUGAUGGAAAGAGUAGAAAGGAAGAUGAUAGGAUGAGUUCUGAAAUAAACAAAAGGAGUUGUUUUUUUUUUUUGUUUGUUUGUUUGGUUGGUUGGUUUUUUUUCUUUUUUUUUUUUUCUUUUUCUUUUUUUUUUUUUUUUUUUGCUUUACCCAAACCAAACCAAAUAUUUAUUAGUUCCCUGUUAUUCAAAAUAAACUUUUCUGCUGGCAUUGUCAUUUUAAAUGCCAAGCACCAACAAACUGGAGAUCCAAAUAAAUAUUUCAAAGAAGCUGCUUCUCGUCUAUGAGACUUGAAUAACUCACAGCUCUGGCUUCGGUGUCUUGUGUUUUCUAUGCCUCUAACCCACGCCUGAGCGAGAAUGUCUAGUCUCACUCAGAUUUUGCAUCCAUGUGGUUCAGGGCGCUAAAGAUAGAGAGACAAAUGUCAGAACUGCAAUUUUGUUAAUGAUGUUGCUAAGUGGCAUAUAUUGGUCAUUUACUUAUUUAGCCUAUCAGAUUAUAGCAUGGUUACUUUUCCAAUCGGAAUUAAUGACUCCGUCAUUGAGAAAAUGUUUAUUGACUUUUUGUUUUACCCAUCAGGAGCAACGUGUAAUAACUAAGGAUGUAAGGGUAUGGGCAGAAACAAUUACCCAGCUCUGGGGAACAAUUAAAAGGGAAAUGAAUUGCAGGUGUUAAAAUAAUAAUUGUUAUUAAUAAUAAAAUACUGUAAGGAUGUACUUGCUUAGAUGGUACUAGCUCAAGAAUCAAUACCAAGAGAUGCUUUUUAAAAAGAGCUGCUUUAUUUGAAGUAUAUUAUAAGUUCAGAAUUGUUAACUUUUUUAGUAAUUAUGUAAGUUACUAGAAUGCUGCUAAAAUCCCCUUUCAAAGGACAGAUUUGGAGACACUGCUUGGCUGAGUCCUUGCUUUGACCAUCUACAACACGGCAUGACAUCCCUUUGCGGUAUGGAUGGCCACUUACCCUACUUCAGGAAUAACUUCGGGUAUAUAUAAUCAGGGACCUAGUCAUGUUGAUGGGAGUCCAAAUUUUACAUUAAAGAAAGAAAUCUUGCUGACAGCAUUUUGUAGAUACAGCUUUUUUUUUCUUUUUGGUUAAAGCUGUAAGUGUUGUUAUUGGGAGCCCAUGCUGCUCUCCAAUGAUGUGACCCAGGAAUGAAGCAGGUGCUGGUUAAACAAAGUAAAGACUUCUGGCCAACAGCAGACGGCAUCCUUAGCAUCAACAGCCAUUUAUCCUCUACUCAGAUUUUCAGGACAAGUCCAUCUUUUACUUUUUACUUUUAUGAGUAAAUUUUCUCCUGAGAAGUCCACUGUUUUGUGUCAGUGAUUCUUGAAUCUGAGAAGAUAUUUGAAAAUCAGGAAUGUAAAAUGAACCCUCUAAUAGUGUCUCCCCAAAUUUCUCUUAAUGUAGGUUGUGGUUUUUAGAAACCCAGUUCUCUGUGAGAAUUUUCCUUUCAAGCCCACAGACCUGUUACUGUCUGUGUCUUAAGGCUUCAAGGAUGAGAAAGGCUUUGCAACAGCCAUUUGAUGGUAUGAUUUGAUUAUGAAAUAGGGAAUUAUGUGUAGUGAGAUAGAAACAUUUUAUUUUAAAAUAUAGGAUUUUGUGCAAUAUUUUUCUUGCAUCAUUUAGUGUAUAAAUAUUCACGUCUGCUUUUCUGGCAGAUGCCUUAAGGUCAUGUCUUUCAGUAUUUGCCUAAAACUGUAGGUAGGAAUGUUCUAUGUGAUUGUUAGCAGAAGUGUUUUUAUUAUUUAAAGUAAUUGUGGAGAUUGCAUUAUUGUAUCCUAACUAACUGCCUCAGCCACAAUGAAUAUGCAAUAAGAAAAUCAUGUACCUUUAUUAGUAUUGACAAUACUGUUACUUUAACAGAAAUGUUUGUGGUAUAAAGUGCUGGUUCUAUGUGUGUACAUUUAACAGCUACUUUGUUUCGUACCACAUGAAUCUAAACGGUAUAUUUAUGUGAUAACCAUGUAUGUAGAUUCUGACAUCCUUUGUGAUGAGUCUUUGUUGAGGCUUAUAAAGGGCAUUGCCAAUACUUUUUCACUAUAAAUUAAUUUUUUUGUAUGAUGUACAGUUUGUUUAGGCUUAGAGCAUCUAUAGAUUUCUACUUUUAUUAUACUUGAAUGAGGCAGAAAGCACUGUGGGAAAUUUGUAACUCUGAAUGCAAUAUGCAGUUAUACCAAAAAUAAAACAAGGUCCCGAACAGCAAUGCUAACAGAAUGCUUUAUAAUGUAGCAGUCUGUGUUUCCCAAGCCACAUGUUAGUUAAAUGAAGUAAUUGAAGAUAUGCAGUCUAUACUAGACGGUAUAGUCACAAAUGAUUACCUCCUUGAUGUGUCAAAGCUGUGCGUCCUUUUUAACUUCUGUACCAGUCCUUAGAUGAGCCUUGUUGAAGACCAUCCGUCGUCCCACUUGAUUGCAUGGUGUUUAGGACAGAACAAAUCAACUACAUUGUGCAUAUUAGAGGCACGGUCUGUGUUAAGUCAUGAUGUUUUACAUAGAGUAGCUUUCAUAGGUAAUGUUGAGAACUCCUUAAUAAUCAUAUACCAAAAACUAAAUUUUAAAAUUAGUUAUUACUGAGCUGUGCCUAAAACAGUAACAAAUACAUGAAACCUUUUGAUGUAAAGCUCACAUGAGGCACUCAGAAUUGAAUGUUUCCAAAGUUUGUGUUUAUUGCUUUAGCUGAAGAGGUGUUUGCUCAACGUGUAACCGGUAUCUUAAAAAAAAUAAAAAAUAAAAAAAUAAAAAAAGCAAACCCUGAGCAGUGAGAUAAGCUUCGUUGUUUUUGCCUUGUGGCUACAGUAUAUCAUCUCUCAAUAUGACUGUUAUUGGGUAGAUGUUCUGAUGUUCUAUAUAAAAGUAUUGCUUGGGAGUUUGUUUUUAAUAUGCAAAAUCAAGUGUUGAAUGAACUCUGCAUUGCCAUAAAGUACCCAGCAAUGUUGUUGAAAAUAAAAUUGGUCACAAUCAAA